AGAGCUCGGGCCGUGUUGAUGUCACCCUUUGGGCCGUGCUGAUGAGCGCUGGAUCACUGCGAGGUGAUCAUAGCGGGUCACCUCGUGGCUGGGACCUCCUGUAAGGCACCGGGCCAGCGCGCGAGUUCCUCCCACUCUUUUCCACUGAGCCACAAGGCUGCAGUGUGCUCACACUGACCAGCAGCCUCGCCCGGGUUACACAGGCAGCACGCGUGUUCCUCUCAAGGAAUGGCGACAUUCAAUGAGAACUUCAACAGUCACUUGGAGUUUUGGAUUGGUCCCAAAGAUCCGCGGGUGCGAGGAUGGCUGCUGCUAGACAACUACCUCCCGACCUUUGCCCUCACAGUGCUGUACCUCCUCAUCGUGUGGGUGGGUCCAAAGUACAUGAAGAACAGACCGCCAUUCUCCUGCAGGGGCCUUCUUCUGAUCUACAAUGUGGGCUUGACUCUGCUGUCCCUCUAUAUGUUCUGGGAGCUUGCCUCUGCAGCGUGGCAUGGCAGCUACAAUCUCUACUGCCAGAAUACCCACAGUGCACCAGAGGCUGACAUUAAAGUGAUGAAAGCCCUUUGGUGGUACUACUUUUCCAAGCUCAUUGAAUUCAUGGACACCUUUUUUUUUAUUCUACGAAAGAACAACCAUCAGAUUACAUUUCUCCACAUCUACCAUCACGCCACUAUGUUCAACAUCUGGUGGUUUGUUGUGAACUGGAUCCCGUGUGGCCACUCCUUCUUCGGAGCCACCAUCAACAGCUUUGUCCAUAUUGUGAUGUACCUGUACUACGGCCUGUCGUCAAUACCAGCCAUGCGUCCAUAUCUCUGGUGGAAGAAAUACCUCACGCAACUGCAGCUUGUCCAGUUCUUACUCACUGUGGUCCAGUCCUCAUCUGCAGUCAUCUGGCCCUGUGGGUUCCCCAUAAGAUGGACCUGCUUUCAAAUCAGCUAUAUGUUUACACUCAUUAUACUUUUCACCAACUUUUACUUCCAGGCAUACAAAAAACGUAUAGUUUCCUCAAAGGAGCACCAAAACGGCUCUAGUGCUACAACAGGACAUGCAAAUGGGACUGAGAACUACGCUCACAAGAAACUCAGGGUAGAUUGAUGUUUUAGGAAGUUUUGCUAUGUAUGAAGUAUUGCUAUAAAAUGUAUGUUUUCUAUUUUUGCUAAUUUAAGUCAAUAGCUAUAGCCAAAAAUAUUUACAGCACUUUGCACAAAGCCUCAAUGCUAUGCUUAUACACCAUAAUUUACCUCUAAGGUAGGAUUCAUUGCCAGGAUAGGUGAAUAUGUAAAAAGGGCAAAAGAUUAGACCAACUGGUGUGUUGGCAGGUUUUGUUUAUGCCGUACAUAAUAAUGUAUCCAGGAAGAAAGGGUGGGCCCGAUGAUGGACUUUAUCUUCCUCCUCUCUGCACUGUUGCAUAAUGCUUAAAUUGGCAGUGUUGAAAUAUGAUGCAAUAAUAUACAACAUAUCCAGUGAGAAUGCAACUUUGAAACUGCUCACGCUAAACAAUAUGCUAACAGGUUCUAAUGAUCAACAUAAACUGCAGCUGUUCUUUUAAUUAGUUAAUGUAUAGUAGACUUUAGAUAUGCACCUAGUAAUAAUAUUAGGUAAUAACUUAAGUCAAGAACAUCACUUAAUGUUUGCUGUUAUAGGCCUACAAUAAUUGCAUAUAUCUAUUGCACAUUGUAUUUUUGCUUCAACACAAUCAGGGAUAAUUAUGGACAUUUGGACAUUGCACUUAGUUUGGUGAGCAAAAUGGAAGAAUAAGUUGGAUUUCCUUAGUCAUUGUUAUAGCAGACAUUUGCAUUGGGGUUCUCAUUAUUAAAAAUAAAAUGUUCUAUAUAGAAUUACUGGAAAGUACUGUUUGUAUUUUUCAAACAAAGCCAUAGUUACCAUUUACAAUAUAAAUCAUAUUUAUUUAUUGCUUUUGGCUUUUCAGGUCCCUCUAUAUAGACACAUUGAAACAACAGUAAUGAGACGUAGUAUAUCAUGUAUUUUACCUUGUAAGAUGAAACAGCAAAAUAAAAAAAACUAUAUUUUCUGAAAUUAACUGCAGCCUGAUUGUGCUUUUUCACUAAUAAAAACAAUAUAUUUCCCAUGCAGAUUAUUAGCAGUUUUGUGUAAAUUGAUAGACUGAAGAAGGCUAGAUCUGUUCACCACUGUUUAUUAGAUGUAUGCACCAUUAAACAUUCAUUAAUAAGAUUCAAGAAGUGCUAAUUAUUUUAGCUUUGAUUAUGUAAUCUUUUCUGAAAUCAGAAAAAUAGGUUGUUUCUAUAACAUAAAUCUGAACGUAUAACCUUCCAGUGUAUUCCACACUGCAGUACUGAGAAGAACACAAGUGGUGAAUGAACUUUAAUGUAAUCAUUGGUGAAAGCAUGAGCUUAGAGUGGCUGGUUUGAGAAAACUGUGUAACUCUUCACUCGAG
Messenger RNA from Periophthalmus magnuspinnatus, 2419 nucleotides. It is a transcript of the gene elovl5, whose product is annotated as ELOVL fatty acid elongase 5. Gene Ontology annotation, cellular component: endoplasmic reticulum membrane. NCBI's taxonomy places the organism in Eukaryota, Metazoa, Chordata, Actinopteri, Gobiiformes, Gobiidae. Gene Ontology annotation, molecular function: fatty acid elongase activity. The record is from RefSeq and is a predicted model, not a curated record. The transcript is spliced from 8 exons. Bases 229 to 1098 code for a protein of 289 amino acids. Gene Ontology annotation, biological process: fatty acid elongation, polyunsaturated fatty acid; fatty acid elongation, saturated fatty acid; fatty acid elongation, monounsaturated fatty acid.